AUGACUGCUAAUUCGUGUCCUUAUGACCAUGAUUCUCAGCCGCAUGACCUCGAACUUGGGGAUCAAGAUUCGCAAUAUGCCCCCACUCCAGGAUUCUACGGUCGCACGCCUGCGUUAAGUUAUGGGCGCAGCCCUUCCCUCGACUAUCACUUCGAAAACGACCCGGAAGUCCUGUCACAACAGCAACCACAACCUCCUCGACUACUUCAGCUAUCCGAAUGGUAUGAGGGAAUGCCAAGUAACGAACUGCCGGCAAACUGCAUCCAAUAUACGAUAGAGUGGAAAGUCACCGUGAAUAAGAAAGUGCUCUCGCGGGACACUGAAGAGGACGUAGCCCUGACUCCGAGUGCCUACUGGCCGACGACCCUAAAGGGUAAGUUGGAAAAGUUGUUAGAUGGAAAGACCCCCGGUAAAGGAAGGGUAAAGUCGGACGACACCUCGAUCGUCGUGUCGGUGAAUGAUCGCUCCCAACGCGACCUGACGAAACGAUUUGACCAUCUCGACAUCGAUUGGACUGCCGUGGAAAAGCAACUGCUCAGGUGGGGCGAAGUGUGCCGUCGAGGCAAGAAACUGAGGUUAAGUAUUACCUUUAAAUAUGUUGAGGACGACCGUCUCUCCAAAACUGCCUCAGGUAGGGUCGAAAAAAGAGGAAGGUCAUCGGUCACUAAACGGAUGCUCAACGAACUAGACGUUCAAGUGGAUGCCGAAGAGAAUUCAUCUGGGCAAGAAUCCGUUUGGCGAGCUGUGUACAACCUGAUGCGUUGUCCUUCUUCAUCAUGCCAUCUUGGCCCACAUUGCUGGCAAGACCCACACGGGAAAAAGCACUAUGCGCUGAGGAGCCACCAUUUAAAACGUUUAAUUGCCUUUGUGGAAAAAGGAAACACCCUGCAGUCUCAUGAAGACGUCCCGGAAAUCUUUCGUGAAGAACUAUUUAUGGAAGAGCAGCAGCGGCUGGAGAACAAACAAUCCAAGAAAAAAAAUUUGUCCAGUAUCCCAGGAAGUUGUCCCAUCAAUAUACAUUUCAAUGUGGUGCAACCUUCCUCUCAAUUGGAGACGCGAUCCUCCGCAUCCCCAGCAAUGCCUUCGUCACCAAAGGCCCAAGUCAAUGACGACUUUAAUAUUCCUGGACUUCGAGAUGUUGCGGUCAGAGAGUAUAGCGCAUGGCAUGAGGCGAAUGUCGCUGAUGACCAUUUAAAAGCUCAGUUUCGUCAAGCAUGCGAUAUCGCGCUGGCGAAUGGUUUCGAUCUUCAGCUAAUCUACGAGGACCAAGAUCCGUCAUUCUUUAUCGAUCAAGGGAUCAUGGUGGGUAUUGCCCGUCAAUUCGUAAGAGAUGUGGUGAAAUGGGCCAGAAGUAUGAGGAAUAUUUCGCCGAUUGAGUGUAUAUAG
Messenger RNA from Penicillium griseofulvum, 1386 nucleotides. RefSeq lists its product as uncharacterized. Bases 1 to 1386 code for a protein of 461 amino acids. The record is from RefSeq and is a predicted model, not a curated record. Lineage: Eukaryota; Fungi; Ascomycota; Eurotiomycetes; Eurotiales; Aspergillaceae. The transcript has a single exon.